This is a messenger RNA of Necator americanus (New World hookworm), 1185 nucleotides long. RefSeq lists its product as uncharacterized. Bases 1 to 1185 code for a protein of 394 amino acids. Gene Ontology annotation, molecular function: RNA binding. Gene Ontology annotation, cellular component: nucleolus; small-subunit processome. The transcript has 11 exons. NCBI's taxonomy places the organism in Eukaryota, Metazoa, Nematoda, Chromadorea, Rhabditida, Ancylostomatidae. The record is from RefSeq and is a predicted model, not a curated record.
AUGGAUCGACCUUCAAUAGAAGGCUCAAAGCUGGAUGCUGAAGAAAAACAACAUACCAGGAGCAAAGAAGAUCUCUGGGUUGUCCUGUCAGAAAAGAUGUCUACCACUGUCGGAAAGAGUGAAUUUGAGCCAGAAUGGGCCGACGAGGUGGAGGAGCGAAGUGACCGCAAACCGACUGCAAGCACGUUUGGAGCAAGGAAGGAUCCACAUUAUUGGGAUAUCUCCACGUUUAGUAAGGAAGACAAUCCAAGUGGACUCGUGUCAGAAUCUUCUUUUUCGUGCUUAUUCCCAAAAUAUCGUGAAAAGUACAUUCGAGAAAGUUGGCCGCUGGUGGAGAAGACCUUUGGUGAACAUUUCUUGAAAGCUGACUUGGAUUUACUAGAAGGAACAAUGACAGUACGUACGACCCGCAAAACAUGGGAUCCAUAUAUUUUGAUUAAAGCUCGCGAUGUUCUCAAACUCAUGUCGCGUAGUGUUCCAUACGAAAAGGCUAUUCGAGUAUUGGAAGACGAGGUGUUCUGCGAAAUAAUUAAAAUAUCUUCAAUGUGUCCCAAUAAGGAGAGAUUCGUAAAACGUCGUGCUCGUCUAGUGGGCAAUAACGGUGCCACUCUAAAGGCCAUUGAAUUACUCACACAAUGUUAUGUUUGUAUCCAGGGAGGAACAGUUUGUGCUAUUGGUCCCCUGGCAGGGUUAAAACAAGUUAGUAGUAUUGUCACAGAUUGCUUGAACAAUAUUCAUCCCAUUUAUAACAUCAAAACACUCAUGAUAAAGCGCGAAUUGAUGAAGAAUGACAAAUUAAAAGACGAGAAUUGGGAGAGAUUUUUACCUAAAUUCAAGAAGAAGGUGCAAUCAACCGCUACAGCAAAUGAAGCUAAAAAGAAGAAGAAAAAGGCUUGGAAGAAAAAAGCCGAGUACACUCCGUUCCCACCAGCUCCAACUCUUAGCAAGAUUGAUAAGCAGUUGGAAAGCGGAGAGUAUUUCAUGACUGAGAAGGAGCGGUUAUUGAAUAAAAAAAGGAAGAAAGCUGAAACCGCUGCACUCAAGUCUGAGGACCGCAAAAAAGAAAAGAUGAAGAAGUUCCAGCCUCCCGCUGAAAAACCGAGAGAAAAGCAAACGAGAAAACGUGAAGCCGAAGAAUUAGAUAUGGAAAAGUUUAAAAAGAAGGUCAAGAAACUUGCAAAAUGA